AUGUUUGAGUUGAGGAUGCUGGUGUCAUUAUGCCAGCAUAGACAGGUCAUUAUGUACUCGAUGUCAACUUUUAAUUUUUUCCAGUUCGUUUGUUUACAUUUCCAGUCGUUUCGCAAGCAAAGCCAAGCGAAAAAUAAACAGACGACAGUGCCAUUUUUGGCUCGACUGCAAGAAUUAAGCAGAGGACUGAAGAAGAUGAAGGAUGUGGCAAUGCAGCUGCAUAUAUAUAUAUAUACGUAUGCAUAUAAAGGGACACGGACAUUUCCUCAUGGUCCUCACUCCCACGACUCAACGUGCCAUCUAUCAAAACAGCACACGACGCUUAAAGUCUGCGUGAUAAAAUUUAUCAGGAGAGGGAAAAUCUGGGCUGAGAAAGACGCCGCCGGCACUGGAAAAUCGAUUCAUUCUCUUUGGACUGUCGGUGUUUUGCAAGGGACAUCCCUCCCUCCUCCGUCCCAAACGCAUACCACACCAUCACAUAUCUACCUGGCAUACACCUAUACCAUCCAUCCAUCCAUCCAUCCAUCAGACGUCGCUUUUAGCAGUGAUAGUAUCAGUCAUCACAUAUUUACAAAUCUCUCUUGCACUAUAUAA
This is a messenger RNA of Kazachstania africana CBS 2517, 594 nucleotides long. RefSeq lists its product as uncharacterized. The transcript has a single exon. Lineage: Eukaryota; Fungi; Ascomycota; Saccharomycetes; Saccharomycetales; Saccharomycetaceae. The record is from RefSeq and is a predicted model, not a curated record. The coding region runs from base 1 to 594 and encodes 197 amino acids.